ACCACCACCACCACCACCACCACUUCAGUACCACAGCUUCCAACCAAAAAGAAGCAGCAAUAAUGUGAGAUUUUGGCCCUUAUUCAGAAUCGCUCUUUCUCUCACCACGACAAUUUUGCAAGGCCACAGAGAUGAUUAGCGGGACUUUCAAGAGUGUUUCUCCGGUUAAUAACUUAGAAACCUUAUCACUCUGCCUCUAGAACCGCAAAAACACCUUUAAAAACUCGUGUAAAUUUAGAUAAAGCCUUUUGAAAUAAUGGCGGUGAUGUAUAGGAGUGUUUCAAAAUACGAGCUUCUGUGACAAGGAAGGACAGAAAAAAUGAAACGAGUGGUGAAUAUUAGAAAGGGACUCAUUGGGAAAGUGUUCCUGAUCGCUUCCCUGCCUCUCGUGGUGUUUCUGUUCAAGACUGGUGACGUGGACAGCGAGCGGCGUGGAAAUUUGGACCUUACGCCGCCACGCCACAGGGAUGCGUUUGAUCUGAGGAAGACGGCACUGCGAGCAAAGGGCCCUCUAGCGGCAGACGAUCCCCUCACUGUAGCCUUCCUCCGCUCCCACUACCUGGACACACCCACAAACUUGACCUAUAACCUUCGUGAGGCCACCAACCUGAUCUACACGCGCUACAAGACCAUGUAUCCUUCGUGGUCCUUCAUAAACCACAUCCUGCAGGACUUCUAUGAUAAAAGUCCUGCAGGAUUCUUCGUAGAGGCUGGGGCGUUAGACGGGGAAUUCCUGUCGAAUACUCUGAUGUUAGAAAGGCGUCUAGGAUGGACUGGCUUACUGGUGGAGGCGGAGGAGGAGAGCUACAGGAGUUUAAGGAGUAAGAACAGAAGGGCGUGGUCGUCUCGUGGGUGUCUUGGCGCCAAAAAUUAUCCCUAUGCCAGUGUCCUCAGCUCUUACAGAAACCAGGGCAAGGAGGCGAGCUGGGCGGGGCGUGGUGCUGCGAGACUGGAGGAGAAUCCUACAGCAGGAGGUGAGGGUCCUGGCUACAAGACCUUCCAGACAGUGCAAUGCUUCCCGCCCCUGUCCUUGCUCCUCGCCGUCAACGCCUCCUACAUCCACUUCUUCAGUCUAGACGUGGAGGGCGCUGAGAUGAACAUUCUAAAGAUCUUCCCCUUUGAUAGAGUGACUGUGGAUGUGUGGGCAAUAGAACAUGUGAGGCCUAAUGCUACACCCUCCGUCAGCCCUUUGUCAGGCACCUCCUCUGCAACGUGGUACGAGGACCCAGCUCUCAUCUCCUUCAUGGAAUCGAAAGGCUACUACCUCUUCGACGUCUUCUGCCACCCUAUACCCGAUUAUAUCUUCGUCAGGAGGGGCAGUGAGGUGUUUAGAAGGCUGGAUCUCCCCCCUAAGCUAUGGCGCAGGGAAGGGGUGUGUGCAAGGAAGGGCAUGUGGGAUAAGAAUGCCCCUUACAGUCCUCUAUUACAUCGUGACCCUCGACACUGGCCACAGAUUGAGUAUAGGGAAGGUGAUGAUAGUGGUGGUGGUGGUGGUGGUGUCUGAAUGCUUGAUACACGUGCAGAUGAUAAAUAAGUUGAUGUUUUGGUAUUUCUCCUAUUUAUUUUCCUUUAUUCAAUGUUGUUUUGCUAAGUUAGUCUACUAUAUACAUAGAAUUUAUUAUGUAUACCCAGGAUUACAUAACCAGCAGACUCAGAGCGAAAGGAUAAGCAUAAACAGAGGGCAGCAGUUGGCAAAUAAGUAACAAAGACAAUAAUUCUUGUGGAUGUACAAAACAACAACAUUCUUUUAAGAUAACACAAGCAAUAACAAACAACAAAAAAGGGAACGAAAAAUCAACUAGAAAAUAAUGAAACAAAAAUUGAUAGACAAACCAAUGAAGAACACUCAAUAAUUAAUACUGUGACAUAUUUUCCAAACCGUAACCAAAGCACAUAAAUACAGGAUGACAGAAAACGGAGCUCAGACGCGGUUCAUCAGUGAGUUGGUUAUGUUGUAUGCGUGAUGGCUACAAAAAGACCCACGUGGUUUUCAGAUUAUAAACAAAUAAGUGAGUUUCGUGCGUUUAGAAGUAACUAGAAGACAAAUAAAGCAGAUAAAUGGUGAGUGUGGCUCUUAUAUUUACCCGUAUGAUAAGAAAAUUUAUUAUAAUUAACUAGAUAAAUGUGAAAUAAAAAGAUGUUAUUUAAUUUUAAUGGUAGACUAUGCUAUAUUGAUACAUGAAUAGGCUAUAAGUUCUUAUUGAAAUAGAAACUUAAAAUUAUAAAACUAAGCUAUUUUCAAUGAUGUUUGUUAUACCAUUAGUGUGUUUACAAGUUAGAAUUACAUACACUAUACAAGUUACUUAAUGAAAUACGAUUAAUGUUAGAAAAAAAGUUAGAGAUUUAUAAAAGAUAUACAGAACACCCUUAUAGAUAAUGUUAUUUAUUUAUUUAUUUACUUAUUUUGGUGGUGUAUUAUUGUUAUAUAUAUGUAACUCUUAAUUAAUGCCCAGUGAUUGAGUUAACGGUUUUACGUAAUGAUGUGUGUGAAUAUUUGUUGUAUGAAAAAUGUUGGUUGAAUGGUUUAGAAGUGAAAAUGUUGGACGAAUGUUUGUUAGAAGGGGAAAAAUGUUUGUUGACUGUUUAUGAGAGAAAUGUUGAUUGAAUGUUUGUUGGAAGUAAAAAUGUUUGAUGAAUGUUGGUUGGUGCGAGAAAUAUUUGUUAAAUGUUUGUUGAAUGUGAGAUAAAAUGAUAGUUGAAUGUUUUGUUGGUGAAAAUAAAUGUUUGUUGUAGGAAAAAUGUUGGUAAAAUGUUUGUUAGAAAUCGAAAGUGUUGUUUUGAAUGUUAGUUGGCGAAGAAAAUGUUUAGCAAAGAAAAUGACCAUUGGAUAAGAUCAAAAGAGUUGAAUAUUUAUUAAUAGAAAGAAAUGUUGAUAAAAUGUUCAUUGGUGGAAGAAAGACAAUUAACUUAUGAUUGUCUUACUGAAUAAUUGAUGAAUGAAUGUUUAUCAAUACUGUUUACUGAAUGCUCAAGUAAAAAAAAAAAAAAAAGAAAGAGAAAAGACAGAAAAUAAAUAUGUUGAAU
Portunus trituberculatus (swimming crab) is the source of this 3024-nucleotide messenger RNA. RefSeq lists its product as uncharacterized. The record is from RefSeq and is a predicted model, not a curated record. The transcript has 5 exons. Lineage: Eukaryota; Metazoa; Arthropoda; Malacostraca; Decapoda; Portunidae. Bases 320 to 1504 code for a protein of 394 amino acids.